UCGGCGCUCGCACACGCUCGGGGGAACAUGGCGGCGGCGGAGCCGGCUGUCCCGGCGCUCCCCUGCGGCGGCGGCGGCGCGGGCGCGGGGACGGGGCCGCCGUCGGGCGCGGUGCCGGUGCUUUUCUGCUUCUCGGUUUUCGCGCGGCCCUCGUCGGUGCCGCACGGCGCGGGCUACGAGCUGCUCAUCCAGAAGUUCCUCAGCCUGUACGGCGACCAGAUCGACAUGCACCGCAAAUUCGUGGUGCAGCUCUUCGCCGAGGAGUGGGGCCAGUACGUGGACCUGCCCAAGGGCUUCGCGGUGAGCGAGCGCUGCAAGGUGCGCCUCGUGCCGCUGCAGAUCCAGCUCACCACCCUGGGAAAUCUUACACCUUCAAGCACUGUGUUUUUCUGCUGUGAUAUGCAGGAAAGGUUCAGACCAGCCAUCAAGUAUUUUGGGGAUAUUAUUAGUGUUGGACAGAGACUGUUGCAAGGGGCCCGGAUUUUAGGAAUUCCGGUUAUUGUAACAGAACAGUAUCCUAAGGGUCUUGGAAGCACUGUUCAAGAAAUUGAUUUAACAGGAGUAAAACUGGUUCUUCCCAAGACCAAGUUUUCCAUGGUGUUACCAGAAGUGGAAGCAGCAUUAGCAGAGAUUCCUGGAGUCAGGAGUGUUGUACUCUUUGGAGUGGAAACUCAUGUGUGCAUCCAGCAGACGGCCCUGGAGCUCGUUGGCCGCGGCAUCGAGGUUCAUAUCGUUGCUGACGCCACCUCAUCGAGGAGCAUGAUGGACAGGAUGUUCGCCCUGGAGCGUCUCGCCCGAACCGGCAUCAUAGUGACCACGAGCGAGGCUGUCCUGCUGCAGCUGGUGGCUGAUAAAGACCAUCCCAAAUUCAAGGAGAUUCAGAAUCUAAUUAAGGCGAGUGCUCCAGAGUCAGGCCUGCUUUCCAAAGUAUAGGACGUUUGAAGGACUGCUCUCCUGCUUGCUGCGGGGGGCUGGACUGUGAGCCCGGAGAAGCUCUUGUCUCUACUAGAAUUAAAAUGUUAAAUCCAAAAUGGUUCCUUUCUGCGCCUCGUAGUGACACUUAACCUGCUAGACCAUCUGGUACCAGCAUUUAGUGACAAAUGUCAACGGCUUCAGGUGCUGCUUACCUUCUUUUUGUCUUAAUGUGCUUUUAUUUAUUAAAAAAAAUUACAAUAGAGGUGCCUGUUUUGUCGAUAUUGUAUACACAUCGCAACUGUCGAAAGGAACAGUCUUGUGAAGUUUUCUUAAAUUGUGUACCUUAAUGAAAAACAGUGUAGCCAUAAUGAUUUGACAUCUAUAUUAUUGUGAGAUGUACUGUUAUAUGUUAAUGUGGAUUCAGUGCUUUUACGUUAUAGGUUGGUUGGAAUAGGAUUAUUAGUUGUGCAUUUACAAGGAGGGCUCUGGCUCAUGUGCCUCAUUUCCCUCACGAUGUUGUCCAUAGAUAAAGUGAGUUGCAUUGAUCUAACCAAACCAAAUUAUGUUGAAUAAUUAUAUAUCUUUCUUGAUUAUACUGAUUCACUUAUUCUGAUCAAUGUUACUAUUUCUCUGUUAAUGUUCUCCUUUUUAGCUGGAUCUUUUUCCUAGAAAGACUCAUUGGGUUGUUGCUUAUUCAUUUUGUAGCAGGUGGGAUGACUUGAUGGAUGGGUAUUUUAAUACCUUUAAGUGUGACUCCAAUUGAAUAUCUUUGCAGACAGAUGGAAUAUGUCUUCUGGAAUGCUCAGGAUUUAGCCAGUCCAGAAAGGCUGGGCAAAAAUGUAGGAAUUCUGUUCUGUUUUCUGCACUUGUCCUCCAGAUACAGUUGUUAAUGUAAAAGGCAUCACUGAUGAUUUGGUAGUAUUAAUUUUGUGGCCAUUGUUAACCUUUAAUAAAUUUAUUUUCGUUAAAUACUUA
This is a messenger RNA of Oryctolagus cuniculus (rabbit), 1890 nucleotides long. It is a transcript of the gene ISOC1, whose product is annotated as isochorismatase domain containing 1. Lineage: Eukaryota; Metazoa; Chordata; Mammalia; Lagomorpha; Leporidae. The record is from RefSeq and is a predicted model, not a curated record.